Carica papaya (papaya) is the source of this 1384-nucleotide messenger RNA. Its product is annotated as F-box protein At5g07610-like. Gene Ontology annotation, molecular function: protein binding. The record is from RefSeq and is a predicted model, not a curated record. NCBI's taxonomy places the organism in Eukaryota, Viridiplantae, Streptophyta, Magnoliopsida, Brassicales, Caricaceae.
UGCGGCGCCAAUAAAAGGGGAACUGCAGUGGCGAGCUCGGUUUCAUCAGCAGAGAUAGUGUCUGGAAGCGAAGAUCUUCUCGAAGAAAUCCUCCUACGAGUUCCCGCACGGCAACUUAUCCAACUCAAAUUGGUAUCCAAGAAGUGGCUCGCCUUCAUCUCCGGUCCCGAGUUCUGUCGUCGGCACAGUCGCCGCAAUGCCUUCCCCAAAGCUUCCGGAGUUUCCAUGCGCAGGAGGCGAACCGAAAUCGUAUUCAUCUCCCUCACCGGAAAAACCCAUACAUCCACUUCCCACUCUCUCGAUUUUGUCAAUUAUCCACCGGGGUUGAGAAUUUUGCAAUCCUGCAACGGCUUGCUGCUCUGUUCGAGUUUGUUUAUUGUCGGCUCCACAUGCGACUACUACGUCUGCAAUCCGACUACCGGAAGGUUCUCAAUGCUUCCUCCCCUUCUCACCGCUGAAUCAGACACUGUUUUGGGCGCUAAUUUAGCCUUCGAUCCCAGAAAAUCUCCUCACUAUGCGGUGGUUUGCGUUCGUCGCUCUUCGUCGUUGGUGUACCGUUACGAGAUUGAGAUAUAUUCAUCUGAAAUUGGCAAUUGGAGUGUUUGCGAGAGUCCCUGUGUUGCGCCAUAUUAUAUGUUUUUUGAUGAUGCCUUCUUCUGGAAUGGCGCGCUCCACUGGAUCAGUCUUCUUGGGGAAUCCAUUCGCUUUGAUGUGGAGAGACGAUCCCUCGCGAAAAUGCGGCAGGUUCAUACUCGGGGAACCCAUUCCCGGGGGAAGAGGAGAUAUAAUUUCUUUGGGAACCCUCACGGUCCUCUCCACCUUAUCGAAAUCCAUGGCGUACGCGUUACCAAGUUCAAUAUAUUUCUCAUGGAGGGAGACUACGCCAGUUGGGUUUUCAAGUACCAAGGGGAUUAUCCCAGAAGCCAUUGCUGGCUCUCUUAACUCCGAGAUCGCUUUACUUUUUACUCGUCAGGGGAGGAGAUGAAGAGGACAUAUUACUCCUGCUCCGUAUUGCAGGUAUGAUUGUUUCUUAUAAUGCCGCAAAAAAUACAUUCACGAACCUGCGUAACUUAGGCUGGUACGAGACGGCGGGUUUAUAUUAUGGAUGGCCCGAUGCGUACGAAUUCAUUGAGACUCUUGCUCGGGUGUGAAGACAUUGGACUCUUUGGUUUUGUUUAGUCUUAAAUCUUAUCAUGCCAUGGGGUUUUUUACUGUAGCUUCUGAUCAUCUCGUAUAUGGCUCUGUUUUUUUUUUUUUGUGAUAUUUCUGAAUUUGGGCAGAAUAAGUGAAAUUUGUGGAUAGCAAUUAUGAACAAAGUUGUUCAUAGUUUUUAGCUUUAUGGUUAUGGGUUCUUUUGUGACCAUUCAAUUACAAUCUGCAUAAG